Messenger RNA from Anopheles stephensi (Asian malaria mosquito), 6454 nucleotides. RefSeq names its product homeotic protein antennapedia (gene Antp). Gene Ontology annotation, cellular component: nucleus. Bases 2322 to 3191 code for a protein of 289 amino acids. The transcript is spliced from 6 exons. Gene Ontology annotation, molecular function: RNA polymerase II cis-regulatory region sequence-specific DNA binding; DNA-binding transcription factor activity, RNA polymerase II-specific. The record is from RefSeq and is a predicted model, not a curated record. Gene Ontology annotation, biological process: anterior/posterior pattern specification; negative regulation of transcription by RNA polymerase II. Lineage: Eukaryota; Metazoa; Arthropoda; Insecta; Diptera; Culicidae.
AGUCAACUGGGUGCUACUCGCUCCUUCUCUCUUUCACCAACGCGGAGCCGCCAGUCCCGGAACUAAUGGGACAAUCCAUCACCGUCGGAGAGUCCGAAUCCGGACACAGGCACACACACACACUAUCAAGCAUCAAAAGGGCAUGCACACUGUCCCGAACCACCCUGCUUGCCUGCACAGCACGGCCAAGAAGGGGCUCUCGUACGCAACACGACUGACGGCCAACCAGUCGACAUGCCCGAAGCCGUGCCAGUCCAGAGUGGGCAGAAAAGAAAUCGUAUUUUAUGGUUUAGUUUGAUAGAAAUCGUAAAGAAAUAAACAUCAAUUAGAAAGGCAUAAACACGCACAAAUAGAAGAAUAUCGGACAGCGCUUGCAACCAACUUCUUGGUUCCUGGCUGUUGUACAAUUAGCACCGUCCCUAGUGCAGUGCAUGUGGUAGCUCUACAUUUUCAGAUGCAUCCCCAAUUUAUUCGAGGUUCGUGCCCAAUGCCUGCCGAGACAACGUAAUAUGGCAUGGUGUUACACCGAUAAGCACACCCAAUAUACCAGAAUACUUCAGUGACAAUUGCCGUGUCGUAGUGUAACGUCAACUACAGUGCGAAGAAAGUGCGCCUGCCGAAGUCGGCUCAAACAGUCACAACAAAUCGUAAAAUUUUAUUGCACUCCUCCUCUGCGCCAAGGUCGUUAAACCGUCGCCCGACUGUGUCUCGCUCGGUGCCCAUUCGCAAAGGUUCCCACUCGGAAAGGAUGUAGCGAUCAGUGUGGCUGUGUACUUUUGAAACUGAGCCGAAUAAAGAAAAAUAUUGAUCACAGUUUAGACGGUUGACAGAGUGCGAUUUGCAGUUCCGAGAGGAGUACGCGGCCAAGCAGCAUGACGAAUGAUGAGUUCGAGUUUAUGCUUCGUUUGUGCAGUUUUGUGAAGAGUGACUAGUUGUCUCUAAACCGCUUCCACACGUCCGACAGAUUGUGCAAUCGUGUAGUUUUAUCCAGAUCGUUCCACAUAAGAUGUAAUACACGGAACGACACUGCUGUUCAACUCACUAAACGUUUGGUGGAUAAAUAAACAAACAACGCUAAAGAAAGGUGUCAAAGCAGUUGACAGUUGGUGACAGAAACAGCGCUUCCUAUUUGCAGUGAUAAAGAAUUGAAACACGAAUAUUGAAUCUGUUCUACAUUAAGAACCGAAUAGAACCACACAGUAUAGGUGUAAACCGCUUACUUACCUACUACUAGUGCAUGGUGGUACUUGGUAGAUUUACCAAGAAAACGUUUAUAAAUCUUCGCGUGCUCACCAUACGAUGUUCCUGAUCAACCAUCUAGGCUAUUUAACGUCGCUCCAUUGUUGUAUAUAGACUGCUUUACUACCCGUACAACAACAAACAAACCAAAGAAAUUAAAUCAUCUAACGUUGAUAUACACAGAACUCAACAGCCCGUGAAACAGCUUUUACAUAGUAGUAUGCAAUUUAUGUGUUUUGAUGAGCUGACUUGAAUUUGAGUGCUUGGAAGCUUGAGUUUCGAUUUUCGUCAACUGUACAUUUUGUUUCGCCGCUCGCCUACUACCCUUUAGCUAUAGAGCCAGAAUAGCUUCGUCAUUUUGGCAGACUCAUAGGAAAAUAGCAGGAAACCAAAGCUAAAGCAUUAUCCGCCAAAACCGACCGCGUUUGCAUCAGUUUACCAUCGCAGGUCUAGCGAACCGAUACAUGCUCCGAUAAUUUCGUACUUGAAUUGCAUUUCGGUAGCUCUUGGGAAGAGUCUUUGUAUACUUAUUUCGAAGCAAGACACAGAAGCGCACCUCACACAUCGCUGGACGUGCAUAAACAUUAACGAUACCUUUAACCGGUCGCGAUUCGUAAUCAACUCUAAGUGCUCUUGGCGAUCGCGUAUUGAUACUUCAGUCUUAUGGUCGAAACAUCGCUAACACCAUUCAAUAACACAACGUUGGUGAUACAAUCCACAAUCCAUCAGUAGUCGCAUCCGUUCUUUCUUAGAUCGCAGCCGCCGCACGUCCGUCGAUCGCUGCGCGGAUAGGAGUUCGCGUGGUGCCGAAGCCAAAUCGACGACUUAGCUGCGCUCUUUUAUGUGAUAUAUUCUCGUGUAUUUACGCUACUAACCGAGAGCGACGGAAGCAAAACGUUCUACUCCACCCAACAUUAUUGCAUGAAGGAUAAUCAUUUCUCGGCGGUAGAGCAUACUGCAUACUACUACUGACGCAGCCAAGGAAACGACCCCGGUUUGGCCAACUCAUUUCUAUUGUCAUAUUCGCUUGCAAGCUUCUAGAUCAGUUAGAUCAAUCCAAAGACAACAGCUAACCAUUCACCAUGACGAUGAGUACAAAUAACUGUGAAAGCAUGACAUCAUACUUCACCAAUUCCUACAUGAACUCGGACAUGCACGGCCACUACCCGGGGACGGGAGUGGACGGGCUGGACACGAGUCAACAGAUGUACAACCAUCAUAACCAAACCCACGCAAACCAGGCAAAUAUGCCUCCAUAUCCGCGGUUUCCUCCGUACGAUCGGAUGGGCUACUAUCAGCAGACGAUGGACCCGGCAGGGUACGCGCGAGCGGACAGUCCAUCGAGCCAGGCUGCCGUGGGCAAUGGCCCGCCAGGGCUUGGUACGUACGGGACGGAAAAUGGAUCCCCGCCGCUGGAGCAGAUGGGGCAUCACAUGGGCACCGCACAAAUGACAAUACCUCAACAUCAUAUGGGACAUUCGCAAGGACAGGAUUGUUAUCCCGAACAAGUACAUCAAAACCCACAGCAUAUGGGAAUGUAUACGAACGCUGGGGGAGGUCCGCCGGGUGUUCCACAGCAACCGCCAAAUAUGAUGCAUCAGCAACCUCCUCAGCUACACCAAGGACAACAAGCUCCGCCAAACAGUCAAAACGCUAGCUCGGGUCUUCAGUCACCGCUGUACCCUUGGAUGAGGAGUCAAUUCGAACGGAAGCGAGGUCGACAGACAUACACACGUUAUCAAACGCUGGAACUGGAGAAAGAGUUUCACUUCAACCGCUACCUAACACGACGACGAAGGAUUGAGAUCGCUCACGCACUGUGCUUGACCGAGCGUCAAAUCAAGAUCUGGUUUCAGAACCGACGGAUGAAAUGGAAAAAAGAGAACAAAACCAAAGGUGAACCUGGUUCGGGCGAUGAGAAUGAUAUGACACCACCGCAGUCUCCGGCAUAAAAUCGACACAGCCUCAUCUAGAAUCCUUCAAUGACGUCGUAAUUGCAAAGGGGGAGCUGUUCGCCCUGUGUCCACGUGCGAGCAGAUUCUAGAGCUCGAGUUCCUGCAUUAUUGAAUUAACGAUCAAGGAUCAAAACAUUUAAGUCUUCGCGGUGGCAUGGACUUUGAAUGGUGUGUGUUUUAGGUGUGCAUUACUUUCCUUUCGUUUUGCUAUUGCGUUAGUUGAACUUCAUUACAAACACUUGAUUGAAGCAAUGGUUUGCAUUAAUAUUGGCUAUGGUUUCCGUAGAACCUGUCUGGAACAUUUACAAUUUUGUUGUACUAGCAAAUGUAAGCAUCACAUUAAGUAAUCCUAAAGCGGAGCGAUGCGGCGAUCAAUCAAUUGUAUUUGAAGAAGACAAACAAUUAGAAAUGUCGGGCAGCGAUGUAACAAAAACAACUUAUGUGACCUCAAACUUAAUUUUAAAGACAAAACUACUGAACGAUAAGGAUUGAUUCCCAAAAGUAUGAAUGAUGUAAAAUGGUCUGUGCGGGCCGUUAUAAUGCUAUUUAGAAGUAAAACUAAACCUGUUACAAGUAGGGUGUACACAACUCCACACAGCUGUGUGCGUAUGGCAAAUGUAGAUGCCACCCAGGACUCCAGAUUGAUCCGUAGCGGUCUGUUUGCUCUGAGGGUGAGGUUGAAGUUGAAAACUUUGCACAGAAAAGCGAGUUGCAAAUUGGAAUCGGAUUAGUGAAAAUAGAGAGCAAAAAUAAUAAACACUGAUUGGGUCAAAAAUCACAUAUGAAUGUACAAAAUUGCGCUAAGGAGAGCAACGAUUUCUCUCAGAGAGAUACACACUUUUUAUGUUAUUGGUCCAAACGUUGCAAUUCAAACAAAUGUAAUCUACAAACAAACAGACCAGCGACAAAUGUAUACAACUAUCUGAUAAAUGUUGAGCAUAACGCUUGUAAAGUAAGUAAGAUGUAUAUCCGGCAGCAAAAACCCAUACCGAACGAAAACUCUGAUUUGACCGAAACAAACAACGUUAGGCUGAAUGCGCAAGCGAUGAUACACUAUGUCUGCUAUGUGUAUUAUGUGUGUGUGUGUGUGUGUGUGUGUGUGUGUGUGUGUGUGUGUGUGUGUGUGUGUGUGUGUGUGUGAUCGUGAUGUGUGCUGAUCAGUCGAAUCCAAAAUUAUUUGAGCCUAAUCGUUCAGGUGCAAAUUCUUUUCAAACAAACCGCCGAGAAUGAACAUUUAGCUUCGAAACGUUAACUGCUGUCCGGUCAAGUUUCACGAUUUUCCACAAACUGAAGUACAGAAAAUGUAAACUACAUAACGCACCCGCACACACACAAACACACAUACACACACACACACAUACACUUCAAAGCAAGAAGCCCCAAACCGAACUUAUGCCAAAGCCAAUAGAAUAAUUUUGUUUUGUAAGCUCAUUUUAUUCACAUCCUAGUUUCCAUAAAGUAGUGAUCAGCCAUUGCAGCGCCACCAUAGCCUGUGCUGUUCAGUAAUUAUUUGCAAUAGCGCCCAUUUCAUUGUUUAUUUCAUUGAUUGUGUUAUUGUUAUUGUGUGUCAGCUAGGAAGAGUCGUCCGUUAUGUGGAUUAUAAUUUAUUAUUCGAACUGCGCAGCUCCUUUUCCGAACCGCAACAAUAAAAGCUAAGGCCCCAUGCAGUAGCGUGACGAGUAGAACCUCACAUGCAUUAUUUUCCAAUAAGACGUCAGAUUUAAUCGUCCCAAGUGACAUAAUAACGAGCUCCCAGUGAAUAAAACAAACUAGAGUAAAGAAAUAGCCGAACCUGGUCAAUACUGUUCACGAGGUGUAGGUGCAUCGUUGACGAAUGCACAACUAAACUAAAGUAUUGCUAACUAAACGUGUCCUGGUGAACACACACUCACACACACACACACUCACACACACACACACAAACACACAACAAAUCAAACACUAGAGACAGAUACAUGUGAACGUUGUAUACGAUUUUUUAUAAACAUUAAUCGGCCGCUGUUUAAAAAUAAGUGAAACCAGUUCACUUGUACGUAUUCGAUGACUGUCUCGGACACUUAAUUCAGAUAUACAUUAGGCCAGAUCGAUGUGUGAUGCGGUUCAGUUAGCGGUUGACACCGCAGGUACUAGCGUUAUUCCGCAUGAGGCAAAAUUAGGUGGUUUUUCUUUUGUUGUGAUAAUGUGGAUUGUAACAGCACUGUUGGAGCAAUCUGGGCAAGCAGCAGAAUUACUAAUGAGCAGCAGCAGCCAUGGUUGAGAUACUGUUGACGCGAAGGUACAACACUCUUUGUAGUCAAUAGAUAAUCGAACGAUUCAAAUCAUCCAGGAAACUAUUUCCGCCGAACCGAACAUACGUAAACACGAUAAUACCAAGGUACAGUAGCAAUGCAGCAAUGCACGCAGAAUGAACGCAGCAGUAACUUAUAAAUACAUUUGUCUAAGCUACGUAAGAUUUGAUGGGAUAUAAUUUGCGGUAGAUGAAAUGUGUCGAUGCGAGAACACACAAAAUGCUCUAUACACCUACGAAACCGUUAGCCUUUAAGGGACAGUGUAAUUAUAAAAUUUAAACAAAAUGGCACAAAGCACUGCUGAUUGGCCGGGACAAAAUUUAGUGAAUGGCAAGUGUUUUUGGCGAAUGGUUCAUUUUAUUGUUUGUCAGAUCGAUUAUCACUCCAACCGCUGCAGGUGUCGGGAUAGCUGUGGCAGCCACCUCUCAUAGUACUAUUUAACAUGGCAAAAGGACGUGCGGAAUCUUGGCGGAACGAACUUUUGAAUAUAUCUGUAAAAAGGAGCAGGAAGAGAAGAAGGAAGGAGCAUAGAGGUGUUCCAGAAAAAUCUAUAAAACUAUUUUUCCCUGGUGGUACUGGAGAAUCAUUAGCAUCUGCUGCGUUUAUCUGAAACAAGCCGAAAGAAACACGGAUGGUAUGAUGGUCGUACGCAACGAACUGCGUGCGUAAUAUUGUAUGUUAGCAUAAGAGCAAAGACAGCAAUCUUGGGAAGCGGAAAUUUUAGUAAUUCAGUAAUAUGGCGGACACAAAUAGAAAUUCGCGCAAAACUUCGCAGUGACAAACAUGACAAACGAACACAAACAACAAUACAAACGAAAGUGCAGAUGCAAGUCCCAAAGCGUGAUUCUGCAAAACCCCUUAUCACGUGAAACAAGUGAAACAAAGAACAAACCAACAAAUAUGUAACUAAAUUUGUACAUACAGCUAAGACAAGAAGACAGAAAGUAAUAAAUGAGAAAAACAAAACCCCAA